CGAUUUUCACCAUUCCCUCUUUUCGGCAGCGAGGGAAUUGUGUGAGAGCGGCGGUCUUUGGUGGAUAUCGAAGCCGGCAGCCAUGGUUAAGUACGCAAGAGAGCCGGAUAACCCAACGAAGGCAUGCAAGGCCAGGGGCUCCGAUCUCCGGGUGCACUUCAAGAACACCCGUGAGACAGCGCAGGCGAUCAAAAUGAUGGAGUUGAACAAGGCGAAGAGAUACCUCGAGGAUGUCAUCGCCCACAAGCAAGCCGUUCCAUUCCGCCGGUUUUGCGGUGGUGUUGGCCGUACCGCUCAGGCGAAGAACAAGGGUCAGACCAACGGGCAGGCUAGAUGGCCCGCGAAGUCUGCCAAUUUCCUGCUGGGACUCCUGAAGAAUGCCGAGAGUAACGCUGAGGUGAAGGGUCUCGAUGUCGACACACUCUUCAUCUCCCACAUUCAGGUCAACAAGGCACAAAAGCAGAGGAGGAGGACGUAUCGUGCCCACGGCCGUAUCAAUCCCUACAUGUCAUCACCAUGCCACAUCGAGCUUAUUCUGUCUGAGAGGGAGGCACCUGUGAAGAAGGAGGUUGAUCCCGAGCCUACCGCCACGAAGAAGCGAAAGGGACCUGCCCGUAUCCGCAGUGGAGCCACGGCGUAGUGGGGAUGUAGCGUGCUUUUCUGGCAGAAACGAAUUUCGACAGCAUUCUUUACGUUCUGAAUUUAAGCAUUGAAGCAUGUUUUGAAGAGGACGGAACAGCCGUAAUUCCCUUUCCGUUGUGAAGACAUCCGUUGUUGGAUGUUCUAGUGCUCCCAUUUUUCUAGCGUCGGUAUACUUUGGGCCUGAUUGAGCCGAACGAAAACUAAACGUUUCUUUGUUUGAAGAGAGCAUUUGAAGAGGAAGAGUUUUUCUUGUACAUUUACGGCAAUUGGGCCUUCUCAGUUGGUUCUGUAUGCGUGUGUAUGAUGUUGUGGUUUUUCUGUCAAGAGAUGGUCCUCUCUGUUCGUCUCAUCAGAUCUGGUUGCCUUUCUAAUGGGCUAUUACAGUGAAAUUCGUGUCGUACUAGUUGUCUUUGAAGAUCCGGACCUAUUAUGGUGGGAUUAUGAAUCUUGUCGAUUGGCUGAUAAUGUGUCUGUCGGCGCUGAUGAGUUGGAGACUGUUGUGUUUUAAUACUGAAGUAAAAUCAGUUGUUUGCAUAAGUUAAGCCUAAGGCAUAUGUCAUUCGUGGAAAGCUUGAGUGAUCGAUCUUGUCGUUUAGUUAUGAAAAAUGUGAAGGACAUUCGGAGGCUGUGGUUUGUCUUUUUGUUUUUUUUUGUUUGUUUUUGUUUGUUUUUGUUUGUUUGUGUUUGUAGUGGACUAGAUGGAACCUGUGGAACUUGUGCUUAUGCCUCGCUGCGCUAUUCAACACGAG
Molecule: messenger RNA, 1391 nt
Organism: Chara braunii
Lineage: Eukaryota; Viridiplantae; Streptophyta; Charophyceae; Charales; Characeae
Source: the annotation of a GenBank genome assembly